AUGAACAAAUUAAUCUUAUUAACGUUUGUGGUCCUGUGCGCGGUGUGCUAUUUGAGUUCGGUGGAUGGAAGUCCGGCGCCGAAGCGAAAGCAUCAUCACCACCAUCACUCCUCGGAGGAGAAACAGGACAAAAGGCGAAGAGGCGGUGGCGGACACAGCAAAGGCAACAAGGGCAAACGAAAUGGUUCAUCUUCGGAGGAAAGCAAGGAGUCCCACGAGGAGAGACCCUGGCGAAGGAAGGGCCCAGGAAGGGAUCGCGGCAAUAAUCGUCGUAGGACAACAACGAGCACAACUACGACAACCACUACGACCGAAACUACGCGUAGUACAUCGACGACACCCGCAAGUACUACGACGACAACAACCAUGAGUUCCACUACGCCGAUGAGUUCUUCUACGACGCAAACUACGCCGUCUACUACAUCAAUGAGUACUAGUUCUAGUACUACGCCGUCAACUACAUCAGUGAGUACUAGUUCUAGUACUAGUACCACCACUAGUACAACUACCCCUACUAGCACCAGUACAACAACUAGUAGUAGCACUAGCCCCAGCACUACAUCAACUACUUCCACUUCAUCUACAACCCCCAGAAAUGAGCAAGAAGAUCAAGAUCGUAAUGGAAAGAAGCAGAAGAGGCCAAAACGCAGAGAUCAGUAG
This is a messenger RNA of Aedes albopictus (Asian tiger mosquito), 660 nucleotides long. Its product is annotated as integumentary mucin C.1-like. NCBI's taxonomy places the organism in Eukaryota, Metazoa, Arthropoda, Insecta, Diptera, Culicidae. The coding region runs from base 1 to 660 and encodes 219 amino acids. The record is from RefSeq and is a predicted model, not a curated record. The transcript has a single exon.